Messenger RNA from Setaria italica (foxtail millet), 1698 nucleotides. RefSeq names its product homeobox protein rough sheath 1. Gene Ontology annotation, biological process: regulation of DNA-templated transcription. The record is from RefSeq and is a predicted model, not a curated record. NCBI's taxonomy places the organism in Eukaryota, Viridiplantae, Streptophyta, Magnoliopsida, Poales, Poaceae. The transcript is spliced from 5 exons. Gene Ontology annotation, cellular component: nucleus. Gene Ontology annotation, molecular function: DNA binding; DNA-binding transcription factor activity, RNA polymerase II-specific. The coding region runs from base 291 to 1349 and encodes 352 amino acids.
ACCAGCCAUCCACACACAAGGGGCGCUGGCUGCGCGCACACCUUUCCCUUCCCUUCCCUUCUCUCCCUCUCCCACUCGCUCGCCCCAUUAAUAUCUACUACCCGCCCCUCCCCUCUCUCUCCUCCUCCUCCAACAGUGAGUAUGCUCCACGGCCGCCGCCAUUAGUGGUCCGUGGAGAGGGAGAGAGAAGUAAGCAAGCUACAGGGACGCGCUCCCUUCCCUUCUUGAUCGAGCUCCGUGCACGCGCUAUCGAUCGAUUCUUCCUCUCUCUCCUGGGUCGCUAGGGUUCCAUGGAUCAGAGCUUCGGGAAUCUUGGCGCCGGUGGGAGCAGCAGCGGGGGCUCCAACUCCGCCAAGGCGGCGGCGGCGUCGUCGUCCUUCCUGCAGCUGCCACUGUCCACGGCGGCGGCCGCGGGGGCGGCGUCCCCGGCGGGCGUGGCGUACUACGGCGCGCCGCUCGCGCUCCUGCACCAGGCCGCUGGGCCGUCAUCGUCGUCGCAGUCGCCGUACGGGAGGCACGCGGCGGAGAUCUCGCCGGCGGAGGCCGAGGCCAUCAAGGCCAAGAUCGUGGCGCACCCGCAGUACUCGGCGCUCCUCGCCGCCUACCUCGACUGCCAAAAAGUGGGCGCGCCGCCGGACGUGAUGGAAAGGCUGACGGCCAUGGCGGCGAAGCUCGACGCGCGGCCGCCGGGCCGCCACGAGCCGCGCGACCCGGAGCUCGACCAGUUCAUGGAGGCCUACUGCAACAUGCUGUUGAAGUACCGGGAGGAGCUGACCCGGCCGAUCGACGAGGCCAUGGAGUUCCUCAAGCGCGUCGAGGCGCAGCUCGACUCCAUCGCCGGCAGCGCCACCGGCGGCGGCUCCUCCGCCGCGCGCCUCUCCCUCGCCGAUGGCAAAUCAGAAGGGGUUGGCUCUUCUGAAGAUGACAUGGAUCCAAGCGGCCGUGAGAACGAGCCACCUGAGAUUGACCCACGCGCGGAGGAUAAGGAGCUCAAGUACCAGCUCCUGAAGAAGUACAGUGGUUACUUGAGCAGCCUCAGGCAAGAAUUUUCUAAGAAAAAGAAGAAAGGGAAGCUCCCAAAGGAGGCCAGGCAGAAGUUGCUCCACUGGUGGGAGCUGCACUACAAGUGGCCUUACCCAUCAGAGACGGAGAAGAUUGCGCUGGCGGAGUCGACAGGCCUAGACCAGAAGCAGAUCAACAACUGGUUCAUCAACCAGAGGAAACGACACUGGAAGCCGUCGGAGGACAUGCCUUUUGUGAUGAUGGAAGGCUUCCACCCACAGAACGCCGCUGCGCUCUACAUGGAUGGCACGUUCAUGGCUGAUGGCAUGUACCGCCUCGGUUCGUGAGUUAUGCAGUGGACCAUUUGAUCAGGAUGCGUUGCAAUGCAAGGACAUUGUUAUGGAAUUUUUUGUUACCGUUUCUGCUGAUUCCCAAUGGCUCGCCUCUAGUGUUUAUGGCUUGUAGUUCUCCUGUAAUAUUGUUAAUUUCCGCAUGACGGCUUGUAAUUUAGGUGUAUUUUGAACUCGAAUGUCCAUGCAAGUACCCUGGUAAUUAAUUCGGCAGUCGCCUAUGUGUAUGAUUGUACGGUUCAGAUUGGUGAAACAUGUUCAGGGUUGGCCUAUCUGAAUCAGAAAGAUAUGUCUUCUCCUUCAGCAGAUGUCAGACGGUUGAAAUAAACUGCAGAUUACUAAUUCA